Messenger RNA from Branchiostoma floridae (Florida lancelet), 1234 nucleotides. RefSeq lists its product as uncharacterized. The coding region runs from base 139 to 957 and encodes 272 amino acids. Lineage: Eukaryota; Metazoa; Chordata; Leptocardii; Amphioxiformes; Branchiostomatidae. The record is from RefSeq and is a predicted model, not a curated record. The transcript has 3 exons.
CUUUCUGAGAAUCCCGUAGCUGCGUUGCGAGGCGAGGACUGGUAUAAAAGGAGGGCAGUUGCCUGUGUUCUUCUCCACAUUUGCAGAGAGGCAAGUACAGAAAGUCCCUGGCGUGUUUUAGGGCCAUUUGAAAAAGCCAUGAUGUUGUCGUUGAAGCUUAUUCCAGCACUGCUGUUGGUGGUCGCAACGGUUUCCAUCCAAGGCGCACCGCAUGGAGGUCUUCCGCCGCCGCCUGGCGAUGCCCCUCCUCCCGAAGUCAUGGCCCUGUUCACGGAAGCCAGGGCCCAAGGAAUGACCGGAGAAGAAGCUGCUGCAUACGUCAACCGGAAGAUGAUGGAGGCCAUGGGAAUAGAUCCAUCUAUGCUCGGCCCACCACAGUCCAAGAAGCAAAAGAAAUCCGACGAUGCCCCUCCACCUGAAGCCAUGGCCCUGUUCUCGGAAGCCAGGGCCCAAGGAAUGUCCGGAGAAGAAGCUGCUGCAUACGUCAACCGGAAGAUGAUGGAGGCCAUGGGAAUAGAUCCAUCUAUGCUCGGCCCACCACAGUCCAAGAAGCAAAAGAAAUCCGACGAUGCCCCUCCACCUGAAGCCAUGGCCCUGUUCUCGGAAGCCAGGGCCCAAGGAAUGUCCGGAGAAGAAGCUGCUGCAUACGUCAACCGGAAGAUGAUGGAGGCCAUGGGAAUAGAUCCAUCUAUGCUCGGCCCACCACAGUCCAAGAAGCAAAAGAAAUCCGACGAUGCCCCUCCUCCCGACUUUAUGACCCUGAUAAUGGAAGCGAUGACCCAAGGGAAGUCCGGAGAAGAAGCCGUUGCUUACGCCUCACAGAAGAUGGCCCUGAUAAGGCAAGCCAUGGCCCAAGGUAUGCCCCUAGAGGAAGCCAUUGCAUAUGCCGAGGAGAAGAUGGGUAUGAACCUGUCUGGGCUCGGACCACCAAUGUCCAAGCAGAAGAAAUCCGCCUAACUGAAAAUGACAGACAAGAAACGUGACCUACGAUGAAGAAGCAGGGAAAACCACAUACGGGACCCGUGCUUCUCUGAACGGAACAAGGUAGACCCGGAAACCUGAAGAAUUGGAAGAGGUUUCUGAUUAAGAACAUCCACCUUUGUGAAGAGACCAAGCAUGCAUGUUAAACUUUGUUGCACUGAAAAGUCAUUUACAUUUCAAAAUUCACGUAACAAGAGACGUUUUGUGUUCAAGUCUCUUUUUGAUGAUAAUAAAAAGAUUCAUAUGUAAAAGA